GGAAGUGUUGCGGGCGGCGCGAGCGCGUGAAGAAGCAGGAAGAGGAGGAGGAGCUUGUUGUAGUUUUGGAUAAACUGAUGGAAAUAAGAUUAGAUUAAUAAACGGGGGGAAAGGAAUGGAAAGGAAGGAAACAAAAGCCGGAUGAAGAAAAAUAUUAAACACCGAUCUGCUGAAGAGACGACUACUCCUCUCUUCUUUGUUUGCACCAAAGAUGACAACUGAAUUUGGCUUGACACAACCCAUUCUUGCAAGCUCUACUCCCAUUCUUCAUGUGGCUUGGAGCGCAUGAGCCUCAUCAUCCCCAACCACUGCCUCAUGGUGGAACCUGCAGAAUGGGGAGCAAUAGUUCAGCACUGAAAGUUUGCACUGAACACCAGGGAGGCAUCAACUGGCUCAGCCUCAGUCCAGAUGGCCAGUGGCUACUGACAGGGAGUGAAGAUGGCACUGCACGGCUUUGGAGCACGGCUGACAGCCAGUGUCGGGCCCGUUUUCAAGGGCAUGAAAGCUAUAUCACCUUUUGCCAUUUAGAAAAUGAAGUUGCCUUCACAUGUAGUGCCGAUCAUACAAUUAGGAAGUGGGAUGUGAUGACAGGUCAGUGUUUGGCUGUUUAUCGAGGACACACAUCAAUUGUGAACAGGAUCCUGGUUUUCAAAGAUUAUCUUUUCAGUGGCUCCUAUGAUAGGACAGCACGUUGUUGGAGUGUAGAUAAGGAGAAGCCAAUCCAGGAAUUUCGGGGCCACCGAAACUGCGUCCUGACAUUGGCUCUUUACUCCUCCAGGGAUGUUCUUGAAGAUUCAGAAGAAGAAGAAUUGGAAGAGGAGAAAAUGAGCAGGGACUUCCUGGUAACAGGGAGCACAGACUGCACUGUCAAAGUCUGGUGGGUGUCUAGUGGGCGCUGUCACCAGACCCUACUGGGACAUACUGGGGCUGUCUUGUGCCUUAUACUUGAUGCUCCAAACAGGGAGCUCUUUUCAGGCAGCACUGAUUACACCAUUCGGACAUGGAACAUUGUGACUGGUGAGCAGUUAAGAGUGUUCAAAGAGCAUCAAGGAUCUGUCAUAUGCCUAGAGCUGGUGAAUCGAUGUUUGUAUUCAGGGAGUGCAGACAGGACAGUGAAAUGCUGGUUGGCUGAUACUGGGGAGCGAAUCCGAACAUACAAGACUCACAAGCACAGCGUCAGUACUUUGAAAUACCAUGCUGGGAUAUUGUUUACAGGAAGUGGGGAUGCCUGUGCCCGAGCUUUUAAUACAAAGAACGGCAUCUUGCAAAGAGUUUUUCGGGGGCACAAGCUGGUUAUUAACUGCAUCCAGAUUCACAAUGAAUUAUUGUACACAGCUUCCCACGAUGGCACGCUAAGGAUCUGGGACAUACGGCAGAUCUAUAAGCGGAACAAGCGUCGCUUGAAGGAGAGAUCUAUCCAGGGCAGGCGCUCUCAGAAAGGAACCCUCUCUCGUCUCUUCAACAACAAAGUGGGCUGCAUGGUGCACCAGGAAAACAGAACGGAGCAGGAAGCGGUGGAACUUGUAUGAUGGCUGGGCAUGUGUGGGAGAGACUGAAGCUUUCUGUCAGCUACAGAGAAUAUGCCUGAACUAUUUUUGGCUUCUGUAUGUAUAUUUUGUGCCUUCAAGUUGUUUCAGACAAACAAACCUAUCACAGUGUUUUCUUGACAAAAUUUGUUCAGAGGGGCUUUGGCUUUGCCUUCCUCUGAAGAUGAGAAAGUGUGACUUCACCAAGGUCACCCAAUGGGUUUACAUGGCUGAGUGGAAAUUCAAACUCUGGUCUCCAGGGUCAUAGUCAAAUACUAUGCAAUGCUGGCUCUUCGUAGAUUUCAUCUCAUCUUGAUAUAAACCCUGCUCUUAAAGCCUAGCAGGAGCUUUAAUUUAACUUCUUGGAUUUGCUGACUGCCUGGCAUUGCCAAGCAACCAUCAGAGUUUAGCAAAUUUGCUUUUUGGACUGCAGCUCCCAGAAUCCCUGAAUAGAUGGUUGAUUCUGAGAGUUGCAAUUGGAAUCCACAUUUCCAAGCUGGGAACACGGCAGUCACAGUAUAGGGCUGUUGUAGAGCCCACAAAUGCUGAUGGAACAGUUUAUUGUUGCUAUUUGGGAAUUAAUUACAGGGAAAAGUAUUUAACACUCCUGAAGGUAUUUGAAUCUGAAGAGCACUUGGAAACACUGCUUUUACAUCACCCAUACCAUGUUUUGUUGACUACAGGGCCCUCUCCUGACAUCCUACACCUACACACUAUCUCUUUGCCACUGAGCAUGUGCAGCAUUUUAAGCAAAUAUAUGUAGCAUCUGGGUCUGUAGAUCCAGUACCACUGGAAGAAGCAGAGAAAGUGGAAGAGUAAUAGAGAGUUCAGGUUGAAGAAGACAGACUUUCUGUCAGUGAGGGGUGGGAAGCAUGAUGUACCGUAGUGCUUCAGUGAUAUAUUGGAAACAAGGAUGCUGUCCUUUCCUCCAAAUUUUGCUUUGUGCCAAGAUUUGGAGAAGUGUCUAAAAGGGCAUACAUGGGCUUACAAGGAAGAUCAGUUGCUGGGCACUGAAAAUGAACUCAGCACCUUGGACAUAAUUCCCCUUCUGAUGCUUUGAGAGGUUUUUCAGCAGAGCCAGAUGUGCAGAGAACUGAGGAGCUGGUGAGUGCACUGAUUAACAGAUAUCUAUAAAUCUUUCUCCUUAAUCUCUUAGGGAUCAUUUACACUAGUGGACUAUGCAAAUAAUCUCACCCAUGCAUUUCUGGGUUUGUUGUUCACACUAUAGAACCGCAUCUCUGUGAGUUUGGUUGCUCACACGUGCCAGCACUCGAAUAAAGAUGGAGAUGAUGAUGUGAAUGUAUUCAAAGCAUGUUCAAGUUAUGCAGAGGUUCAUCUCAGUUCAUCCCAGAUCUGUUCACAUCAGUUAUUCACACAAUCGAGAAUCUGAAUCUUUUAGAAAAACUUGGAAAGAAAUACCACACCAAUGAUCCCAGGUUAAGUGGGUUUUUUUUGGCAGACCCCCCCCCAAUGCAUUCAAAAUGCAAGUGAACAAAAAAGAUUCAACCCACAUUGUAUCUGGGUUAUUUUCUCCAUCUGAAUAACCUCUGAGCAAUUUUAGGGUGCAUCAAAGACUGAUUUAAAAGACCAGAAAGUCCCAGAUUUUGUUCCUGUUCUUUCUGAUUUUAUUUUGGAGAUCCAUACACGUUUUGUUCAUCCCGGCAUAUUUUCUGUCAGCAACCAGUAUGAUCAGAGACUUUCUAUACCAGCUCUGCAAGUCCAUUUAUUUUAAACCAAUAUAAAAUCAGAAAGAACAGGAACAAAAUAUGGGAUUUUCAAUCACUCUGGAUGUACUUUCGGUGUUUUGAAAACAGUAUGCUAAACGAAUGUGAUAGAUGCAUGAAGACUGAUUCAGCACUUUUAGUUGCUAUUUUUUUUAAAGCCAAUAAAAGCAGGAUCCAUAUGCAAAAUGUUGUAAUGUUGCUGCAAGGAACAAUCAUAAGCUGCCUACAAGUCUGCACUCUGCACAGCUACCUUUGUUGAGAAUGUUAUAGAAACUGAGUGGGAGUCAAGCCUGGUCUUGCAGAAGCAUUACCAAUGGGAGUACUCUUUGACUGGGUGUCUGUAUUUAUCCUAAAAGCACUCUGUUACCUUCAAAUGCUUAGGUCCUGGUUUGCCAAGAGGUUUUUUAAAUGUUUUCUUUCUUUCAUUGUUCUAGGCCCACAGUCAACUAGGAAUCUUCUGAUGUACUUAGAAUUAUUGCAUUGGAAGAGACCCCAAGGGUCAUCAAGUCCAACCUCCUUGCCAUGCAGGAAUUCACAAUCAAAGCACCCCUGACACAUGCCCAUCCAACCUCUGUUUAAAAACCUCCAAA
Molecule: messenger RNA, 3840 nt
Organism: Sceloporus undulatus (fence lizard)
Lineage: Eukaryota; Metazoa; Chordata; Lepidosauria; Squamata; Phrynosomatidae
Gene: WDR86
Product: WD repeat domain 86
Exons: 8
Coding region: 270-1529 (419 amino acids)
Molecular function (GO): protein binding
Source: RefSeq, a predicted model, not a curated record